This is a messenger RNA of Panicum hallii, 1452 nucleotides long. Its product is annotated as aspartic proteinase nepenthesin-1-like. The record is from RefSeq and is a predicted model, not a curated record. Lineage: Eukaryota; Viridiplantae; Streptophyta; Magnoliopsida; Poales; Poaceae. Gene Ontology annotation, cellular component: extracellular region. The transcript has 2 exons. Gene Ontology annotation, biological process: proteolysis. Bases 26 to 1354 code for a protein of 442 amino acids. Gene Ontology annotation, molecular function: aspartic-type endopeptidase activity.
AUUCUUGUAUUGUGAGUUUGCUUACAUGUCAUCGACGGCGACGGCACAAAUGGCGUCGCUCGCCGUUCUCACCGCCCUCUUCUGCGCGACGCUGGCCGCCUCCGGCGCCGCCGGCGUCCGCGUCGAGCUCACGCGCAUCCACUCCGGACUCACCGCCUCCCAAUUCGUCCGCGACGCCCUGCGCCGCGACACGCACCGGCACAGCGCCAGGCAGCUCGCCGCGUCCGGCGGCGCCGCCACGGUGUCCGCGCCGACCAGGAAGAACUCGCCCGGCGGCGGGGAGUACCUGAUGACGCUGGCCAUCGGCACGCCGCCGCUGUCCUACCCGGCCAUCGCCGACACGGGCAGCGACCUCAUCUGGACGCAGUGCGCGCCCUGCGGCGCCCAGUGCUUCAAGCAGCCGGCGCCGCUCUACAACCCGGCGAGCUCCACCACCUUCGGCGUGCUCCCGUGCGACAGCUCGCUGAGCAUCUGCGCGGCGGCGCUGGCCGGGGCGACCCCGCCGCCGGGGUGCGCGUGCACGUACAACUACACGUACGGCACCGGGUGGACGUCGGGCGUCCAGGGGUCCGAGACGUUCACGUUCGGCUCGGCGCCGGCCGACCAGACCCGCGUCCCAGGCAUCGCCUUCGGGUGCAGCAACGCGAGCAGCGACGACUUCAACGCCUCGGCCGGCCUCGUCGGUCUGGGCAGGGGGAGGCUGUCGCUCGUCUCGCAGCUAAGCGCCCGCAAGUUCUCCUACUGCCUCACGCCGUUCCAGGACACCCGCAGCACCAGCACGCUCCUCCUCGGGCCGUCGGCGGCGCUCGACGAAACGGGCGUCCGCUCCACGCCGUUCGUCGCCAGCCCGGCCGAGGCUCCCAUGAACACCUUCUACUACCUCAACCUGACGGGCAUCUCUCUUGGCACGACGGCGCUGUCCAUCCGGCCCGACGCCUUCUCCCUGAAGGCCGACGGCACUGGCGGGCUCAUCAUCGACUCCGGCACGACCAUCACGUCGCUGGUCGACGCGGCGUACCAGCAGGUCCGCGCCGCCGUCGUCUCGCUGGUGACGCUGCCGAUGACAGACGGGUCGGCAACGACGGGGCUCGACCUGUGCUUCGCGCUGCCGUCUGCGGCGUCGGCGGCGCCGGCCAUGCCGAGCAUGACGCUCCACUUCGACGGCGCGGACAUGGUGCUCCCGGUGGACAGCUACAUGAUCCUGGACUCCAGCUUGUGGUGCCUAGCGAUGCAGAACACGACCAACGGCGCGAUGAGCACGCUCGGAAACUACCAGCAGCAGAACAUGCACAUCCUCUACGACGUUGGGCAAGAGACACUGUCGUUUGCUCCGACCAAGUGCAGCACACUCUGACCAGACCUAACUACAAAUGUUGGUGGUGUGUAUACUUCUAUAUAGAGGUGUUCCCUUUGAUGUCGAUGUACUUUAUUCUUCGUUUUGAAAUGUAUGGC